Messenger RNA from Phalacrocorax carbo (great cormorant), 6058 nucleotides. NCBI's taxonomy places the organism in Eukaryota, Metazoa, Chordata, Aves, Suliformes, Phalacrocoracidae. The record is from RefSeq and is a predicted model, not a curated record.
UGGCGGGCGGUGAUGUCAGGGCGGCGCCGCGCGGCGGGGCAGAGCGGGGCAGAGCGGAGCGCGGCGGGCAGCGGCCGGCGCCGCGGGUGCGCAGCGGUGAAAGACGAGUUCUUGGAGAGUGACGUUAAAUCCAAGGCUGUCCAAAUGCCAGCUCCCACCCUCCAGCCCGCCCAGCUCCGUAAGUAACCUUAACCGGGAACUUGCUGUUACUUUAAAUAAAAGCUCUCGUUGCCUCGUGCUGAAAGGUGCGAAAUUCUUCUGGAAGAGGAGGACGACACUGACACUCGGAGCUUGCUGGUGUUGCUGGCCAGUUUGGCAGGGAGCACAGAACAGGCUGAAACAGCGAAAGCCCACAGGAGCUUUCAGACUCGACCUGCAGAGGGACAGUGCCGCUGGGGAAAGUGACAAAGCCCUCACACAGUCCUGCUGCUGGAAGAAGACCUGGAGAAAGAUGCACUGAAGUGUCAUACAUCAAAGAAGAAAAGCUUGGAUCUCAUUUCGGUGACUGCUGUACCGCACAGUGAGGGAGAGGAGGAGAACUAGAGUGAAUUUGCUGUAGCUCCCAGUUCCUGCGGCGUUCCCUGCUAGCUCGCUGGUUGGUGUCCUCCAUUCCUGGACUUUGCUUGAUGGGGAUCUCUGCUGCAGGAGCUGUCUCUGCACUCAAAGGCAGGCGAGCAGGGGUAGGACAGGUCGCCUCUAGAUGCCGGAAAGGCCAUUUGUGUAAGCUCCCGGCAGAAGAGCUCUUCUGGAACAGCUGCUGGCUGUAGGCCCACCAAGCCGAAGGUCAGGAUAGCCUCUCGGCAGCAUGUCUUCCAAGCCAGAGCAGAAGGAGACCCACCAGGCCAAUGGGGCCGUGCUGCCCAUUGUGCCCGUGGACUGUCUCACCAGUCCGGACCGGGGGCAGCUGGUGCAGCCCUCGGAUUUCCUGGGACCUGACAGUGAUGGGGUAGAAGUGGUGGUGUUGGAGUCCCGUGCCAAUGCUAAAGGGGUGCGAGAAGAAGAUGCCCUUCUGGAAAACGGCAGCCAGAGCAAUGAAAGCGAUGACACCAGCACAGACCGAGGUCCUGAGCCAGCCUCGCCCCUCAAGGAGACCUCCUUUUCCAUUGGGCUGCAAGUCCUCUUUCCGUUCCUCCUGGCAGGCUUUGGGACAGUUGCUGCUGGAAUGGUGCUGGACAUUGUGCAGCACUGGGACGUCUUCAAAUAUGUGACGGAGGUAUUUAUCUUAGUACCUGCAUUACUGGGCCUGAAGGGGAACCUAGAGAUGACUCUGGCGUCUCGCCUGUCGACAGCUGCUAAUAUUGGCCAAAUGGAUACACCCAAAGAGCUCUGGAGGAUGAUAACAGGGAACAUGGCUCUGAUACAGGUUCAGGCUACUGUGGUUGGCUUCCUGGCCUCAAUCGCAGCAGUGAUAUUCGGAUGGAUCCCAGAUGGGCACUUCAGCAUUGACCAUGCUGUCCUGCUCUGUGCCAGCAGUGUGGCUACCGCUUUUAUUGCUUCCCUUGUUCUGGGCAUGAUUAUGAUUGGGGUCAUCAUCGGAUCCAGGAAGAUGGGCAUCAAUCCUGAUAACGUUGCCACACCAAUUGCUGCCAGCCUGGGGGAUCUCAUCACCCUGGCUCUGCUUUCAGGAAUCAGCUGGGGCUUGUACAAAGAGCUGGAGAGCAAAGCCUACGUGAAUCCUUUGGUAUGCGCCUUCUUCAUAGCUCUGCUGCCCAUCUGGAUCAUCAUUGCCAAGAAGAAUACAGCAACUCGGGAGGUGCUGUAUUCUGGCUGGGAGCCAGUCAUCAUCGCAAUGGCUAUUAGCAGUGCUGGGGGUUUAAUUUUGGACCGAACGGUCUCAGAUCCAAACUUUGCUGGGAUGGCUGUCUUCACACCGGUUAUUAAUGGUGUGGGUGGCAACCUGGUGGCAGUGCAGGCUAGUCGCAUCUCCACUUACCUGCACAUGAGCGGGAUGCCCGGAGAGAGCUCCGAAACAGCCCCUCGCAAGUGCCCCAGCCCCUGCAGCACUUUCUUCAGCUCAGAUGUGAAUUCCCGCUCUGCUCGCGUGCUCUUUCUUCUGGUGGUGCCUGGACACUUAGUUUUCCUUUACACCAUCAGCUCCAUGCAAGGUGGACACACUACGCUCACCCUGAUUUUCAUAGUCUUCUACAUGACAGCUGCGCUUCUCCAGGUUCUCAUUCUCCUGUACAUUGCUGACUGGAUGGUGCACUGGAUGUGGGGAAGGGACCUCGAUCCUGACAACUUCUCCAUCCCAUACUUGACAGCGCUGGGGGACCUGAUUGGAACAGGUCUCCUCGCUCUCAGCUUUCACAUCCUCUGGCUCAUUGGUGACCGGGACUCCGAUGUGGGAGACUAGCUCUCCCUGCUGCCCCCUAUUCUCACAGAUCUGCUCCUCCUUCCGUUUUGUUGUCGUUGUUUCUUUUCCUCCACCCUUGCUCUCCUUUGCUUCCUCCCCCCUACCCUGUCUCUCUUGAGACUUCCAUCUUUGAUACUGGAUUCUCAUUAUUUUCAAUGGGAACUUUAUGUGGUUUAUAUUUCAAGCCAAGAUUGUACAGAAGAUAAAUCUAGUUUUAGGAAGGACAGAAAAAGUGUAACGAGACAAUCACCAAGUGCAAUUUCAUAGUAGUUUUGUCUGAACCAAGGUUACAGUGAAGAUACUGAUCAGUCAGAUCACACAGGGAGCCCACCCUGUCCCAGUCACCAGAGGUGAAGGGCUGCUUUUUUCGCUUCAUAAGCGUUUUAAAUACUGGAGGUAAGGCUCAGACUAUUUUACUGAACAGGCACCUUCUAGCAAACCUCGUGGAUGAGGGCACGGGGUAUCUCCUGUCUUCUCUGCCCUGUCGCCGUCCUCCCUGUGUUCGCGCUCUGAAUCCCCCUCCUGUGCCUGGCAUCCAAAGCACGCGAGUCUCUGUUAGAGGGAUUAGCGAAGGUGGUGAGGAAGGGUCCUCUGUGCCGAAACACCCAUUCCUGCGUGCCCACGAGGAAAGCGAGUGAUCUCGGGUUUGAGGACUGCAGAGCCGUGAAAUCUGGCUGCGAGCAGGCUGGUCUCUGCUGACAGAUUUAGGCUCCCUUUUGCCAACCAUCUGGCAGCAUCUCAGACUGCAGGCUCCUUGUUCUGCCUCUCAUCGUGAACUGAGUUCAGCUACUGCUGCGUGCAAAGGGAUACGCUCUGCGCUUUGAAGAGGCAGUGAGCUCUCCCCAUCUGUCCUUCUCCCCUUCUGCCUGCCGCCGCUCCGCCGGCGGAUCUGCUGGAGCCCCCGUGGAGGCUGUGUGCGAGCCACUCCCGCGUGCUGGUAUGGGCGCAGCACUGUUUUCAUGGCAGCCUGCUCAGUUCGGUUGACUUUUUUGUUUCCUGGAGGGGUGGAUGGAAAAACAGAUCCUAUUUGGUGUGUUAAGAUCUUUUUUCAGUCGCUGAGUGUUGCUGACAAGCCCAUUGCAGCUGGGAAGAAGCCACCUAGUACCUCUCCCAGUUGAGCCUGAGGCAUUUCAAACUUGGGAGCAUCAGGGUCUUGGUGUCUCUUGGAAAAGGACAUCCACGUUCAGCUUCUGGAUUUCUCUGUAUGUGUAGGCGCCAGCUAGAAAACAGGUCGGUAGACGCAGUCAGAUUUCUGCAGCCCUGGUUCUUAGUGCGGCUCUGUACGGACUGUAGCGAAGGAACCCGCUUGCCCUUGAGCAGGGGUGCAAAAUCUGGCACCAGGGCUACAGCCCAGCCUGCGAGCGCAGGGUCCCCUGCUCUGGCUCUUUCCCCUUUGCUUUUUGUGCUGUUCAGCUCGGCGACGGCCGAGACGCCUUCCCUUCCCCUGCUAGUGCGUGUUGGAAGGACUCUCAUGCAGUCUGCAGUGGCGUCAUGAGAGAAAACCUGUUCGGCUGCGUGACUGAGGCGUUUGUAAAUGAUCGUCCUGAAUGCUGUCGGCACUCAAUGCUUUUUAGUUUUCCCAUUGGAUAUAAAUCAAUACAGUAAACUGAGUGCAGCUUGAUGUAAGCAGGUCUUAUUGACUUGGAAACUUCACCCAGUUAGACCAAGUUGAAAUGAUGUGCUCAAGCAGACAGCGCUAUUAAACAGGCUCUAAUGCAUGAAUAUAAAUUGAAGGCAUGAGUGUGCAUGGGGGGAAAGCUCGUAACAUCUGUCAACGAUAGGGAAAAUAGAGUAUAUCCCAUGGAGUCUAAUUUCAGUGCUGCUCUGCCCAAAGCUUGGGGAGCUGCCAGUAUCUUCUCAACAGCGUGGGGGAAUGCCUGCAGUAUUCGGCAUAGUAGCACCUUGCAUCCUGAUCCUGAAAUGACAGCGAAGCUCUCAUUUGAGUUCGCUGUGCAGGCCCGGGGUGCUGCGGUUCUGCCCCUGGGCUGGCCACUGCCCGUCCUGCGUAUUUGCAGCUCCAGAACAUAACCUGAAAGCUGCUGGAUUUGUGGUUGCCUGCUUUUCCUCUUGCUUUAAGUGUGUUCCCUGCAGCAGAACAGGGUCGUCCCUGAUAGGCCUAACUUCCUCCUCUAGGUUAACUUCUGUAUUUCUCAUUCAAACCGAUGCUUGUCAGUGUCUUCUGGCUUUCUGUCCCAGCAAGGGACAUCUCUGCUCAGCCGGAAGAAUGCUGCGAUGCGGUGCUGGGAAUGCUGAUCUUCAUCCGAAAUAAGGCCGGGUUGGAAGGUCUCUGCAAAGCCCUGCCUAAGUGCAGGUGGUGUUGCUUUUUAGGUAAGGAGCGAUUCAUUAGGAACAGUUCCUGCCUCCCCCAGAAAAGAGCUGAAUGUGCCCCUUAUGGUCCAGAUCAAGACCAAAGCUAGUCUGGGAUCAGGCGUUGUCCCAACCCAGAGGUCUGGUUGCAGAGCUGGUCCUUACUCUGGGGAUGAGUGUGUUGGAAAGGAAGGUCAGGAUUAGCGAGUGGUAAACCAGUUCUGGAAAGCCAUGGGAGCAGCUUUAGCCAAAGCAAACAGCAGUCGGGCUCUUGCCUGCUCGGGACCUCUCUGCCAUUGUAGAAGAAUCCUUUCCUGCUCCAGUGGGUGCGUACGGAGCUUUCCUGCUGCCGCCUGAGCCCUUCGUGGUGCUCCAAGGCGGAGGGGGGAUCCUGGCCCUGUCUGGCUGCUCGCUCUCAGACCCUCAGAAGAGCAGGUGAUAUAUUUUUGAGACGGCUUUCCCCCUUCUGCCUUGCUAACGUCACGGCAGGCUUGCUUUCCCCUUGCCCAUCUCCGCAACGCGUCCUUUGUGGCAGUAGCUCCGUGCCUCGUGCUCUCCGUCCCAUCCCAGCGACGUGACUUCUCGCGGGUCUCAUUCGGCCAAAGCUCUGUUCCAAAAAACAAAAAACCCAAACCAACCCUCGCACCCUACUGUACCGAGUCUCAGCCCGGGGACUUCUGGGGUAUUCCCUGCUGCUCGCCUGAUUUCUCUGCCUGAUGUUGAGGAAUAGAUAGGAGACUUCCUUCCGUCAACACUUAAGCUUUUAUAUAUAUAUAUCUUUUAUAUAUAUAAAAGCUUUAUAUAUAUGUAAGCUUUUCUAUAUAUAAAGCAUAUAUAAAAGCUUUUUUAUAUAUUUAUAUAUAUAAAUAUAUAUAAAAAUAUAUCUAUAAAGCUUUUAUAUAUAUAUAAAAAGCUUUUUUUAAUACAUAAAAGCUUUAAAUAUAUAUAUAUAUAUAUAAAAGAAAAAGGAACUUUCCUGGUCUUUUAGGUGUCCCGUCACUAUUUAGUUCCCCAAGAAAAGACUCCCCAGAGGAAGAAUCUACCAUUUAUGGUCUCCUGUAAAAAGAAGAGACCCAGAGGAGGUGGAGGGCCGUCACGCUGCUGGGAUGGUGCUGUCCGUACUUUCAGUGAGGGUCUAAGGUGUGUGCGGGGAGUAGGUCAGGGAAGAAUUUAAUUUAAAUUUGAAGAAUCUUGAUUGUCAAAAACAUUUCCCACGAGUUGCACUCAAAUGCAUGCCUACUAUACUGCUGCCUGCAAAUGAAAAAUACUGGUUUACUCUUUUUAUUAAAGGAAAAAGACUGUCUUAAUUAUUUAUAGUUCCUAUAACUGAAUUGACAGAUGUCAACUUAACUGAUAAAUUAUAUUUGGUUAAAUAAAGAUGACAUUUAUUUAUGUGGA